Molecule: messenger RNA, 3441 nt
Organism: Gossypium raimondii (Peruvian cotton)
Lineage: Eukaryota; Viridiplantae; Streptophyta; Magnoliopsida; Malvales; Malvaceae
Exons: 8
Coding region: 226-3012 (928 amino acids)
Source: RefSeq, a predicted model, not a curated record
UAGCUUUCUCUUUCAUUCACGCUCAUUUACAGUUGUUCAUCAUCUUUUCAAACAAAAUCUACAUCUUUAACGAUUCUGACCAGCACUUUCAUUAAUUCUUUCACUUUGCACUUUGCACUUUCCCGAUAAUCACCAAACCAAACCCAAAGCUUGGACUUUACUUCAAGAAUAUCAUUAAUAUGCUUUCUGUUUGAUUGUUUUCUUUCUUUUUCUUUUUUCCUAUCAAUGGAUUCAGCUACUCUCCUUGAUCGUGCUUUGUUUCAGCUCACUCCAACUCGAACUAGAUUUGAUCUGGUGCUAUUCUACAAAGGAAAGAAUGAGAAGCUUGCUUCUGGGCUUUUUGAACCCUUCAUUUGUCACCUCAAAUUUGCAAGAGAUCAGAUUUCCAAAGGUGGGUAUUCGAUUACUCUGCAGCCACCUGCUCCUGCUACACCCUGGUUCACCAAGGCUACUUUUGAGAGAUUUGUGCGCUUUGUCAGCACACCAGCAGUUCUUGAAAGGUUUGUCACUAUAGAAAGCGAAAUCUUGCAAAUUGAGAGAUCAAUUCAAGCCAACGAAUUAGCUAAUGCCGAUGGAAAGCAGGGGGAAGAUGCCAACGGUUAUACAAAGAAGACAAAUAAUGGCAUCAUACAGGAAGAGAACUCCAAGGUCCAACUUCAACGGCUACUGGAAACUCGAAAAGCCUUGCUAUGGAAAGAGCAAGCAAUGACUUAUGCUCGUGGGCUGGUUGCUGGGUUUGCAAUGGAAAAUAUGGAACAUCUCAUUUCCUUUGCAGAUGCAUUUGGAGCAACCAGGUUAAGGGAAGCAUGCAUUAAUUUCAAGGAAUUAUGCAAGAAAAAGCAUGCGGACCGUCAUUGGAUGGAAGAACUAGCUGCAGUUGAGGCAUGCUCACCAGCAGAACUGCCAUUAUUGGGAACAUCUGGCAUUGUGCUUGCAAAUGGAAUUAGCAACCCUAAUCUGAGUGUCGUGCCGAGUUUCCCCAUUAAUGGUGCAUCUAAUGGUGAUCAUGCUCCAAAUGAAUCUUUGGAAGCAUCAAAACCAGAUUCAACCUGUGCUGGAGCUUUGGACCGCAAGAAAGAUGAGAAUUCACCUGCAUCAGAUAAGACACCAUCAUCAACUACCAUAAAAUAUCAGGUGCCAGUGCAAUGGCUAAAUCAGAUGCCACAGCAUAUGUAUAAUUUUCAAGGCCAGCUACCUCAAUAUCAAGGAUAUCCCUUCCAUCCUAUGCAGCCUGUACCACUUCCGUAUCCGAUGAAUAUGCAGUGGCCUCCUAAUACAAACCAGAAAUCAUCAUCCAAGCCAAAGAAGAAAUCGGCAAAUGGAAAACAACUUGAUUAUUCAGGAGAAGAAAGGGAAACAGAAUCCAGUGGCUCUGACUCUGGAAGCGAGUCAGGUUCAGAUGUGCAACAGGAAGAUAGAAGGCAGUCAUCACCAGAUCCUCCAUAUAGGAAGAAAAACCGUAAGAAGUCAUCCAGAACAGUCGUCAUUCGCAAUAUUAACUACAUCACUCCGAAGAGGAGAAGUGGAGAAAAAGAUCAUGUUUCGGAUGGAUCUUAUUCUGGUGAGGACGAUCUGAUUGAUGCAGAUUCCUUAAAACAGAAAGUGGAUGAUGCAGUUAAGUUGCUGAAGGACUCAGGCAAGUCAAACUCAAGUAACAACAAAAGAAGAGGUGCAGACAAGAACGACCACACUGCAGAAAAAUCAACCGAUGGUUCUUAUCAGAGUGACUCUAAUGACCUUGACGUAAAUGCAGCAGAGGGAGGAAAAAGAAAUGGCAACUGGGAUGCUCUCCAAAACCUUCUUAUGAAGGGUGAGGAAAAUGCAAGUGUGAAUGAAGUAGAAUGGAAGCAAGCUGAGGAUGUUCAGGAACAUUUCAUAGCUAGAAACCUUGAUAGUGAAAUUUCUGCUACCACUCCUUUGAACUUCGAAUCUCAGAAAGUUUCCAUUAAGCGGGCAGAUUUGGCUGAUUCUUUUGUUGUGACUGAGAGAGAUGAGACUAAUGAAAGUAGGGUGAAGUUGGAUGAUUUUGUUAAUGGAGAAAGAUAUCACCCGGUUAUGAAGAAAGGGGACUGUGUAGAAGUGGAUUUGUUACCUACAGAGAGAUCAGCAGAAUCAGGAAAUAAGCUUGGUGAUUUCAUAUCUGCUUCUGCAAAUGAGUCAGCUGUAAUCAGGUGUGGAAAGGAAGAAGAUUGGUUUGCUGGAAACCACCAUGUAAAGCCUGAAAACCAGCAUUCAGCCAAUGAUCAUAUGCUUUUUAAUGGCGAUCGUGUUUUAUCUGUUGAGAGUGAUCAUCUAUAUUCUCAGAAGAGUGUGAAAGAUGUUAUUGUUGAUGAUUCUUUCAUGGUAGCAGCUCGGCCAGCAGGUGACGAUCAGGAUGAUUCGCAAUGGAAAACAGAUAUAAGCAUGGUUGCAGAUCUAACUUCACAUAGCAAACCAGAUGGCACAAUAGAUGUUUCACAAGAUAAGCAUAAGAUAGUUGAUGCUGAGCCAAUUGAUCUUUGCAUGGUGCUUGAACGAAACCCUGGGUACGAGUCUUCCAGAGACUCCUGGACAAUGGAUUACCAAAUCGAAUUAUGUUUCACAGAAACAAAUAAAAGUGCAGCUAGCAAAUGUGAUGAUGAUGAUGUUGAGAAAGUUCCUUCCAAUCAUAAGAACACCAUUGCCAAGCAAAAUGAAGCGAAAAAGCCAGCCAAAGAAGCAAGGUCUAAAGCUCUAAAUGGACCCAUUGGGAAGAUCAAAGCUGAAAAUGUGUCUAGGAGCAAGAAACCAUCUAUUGUUAGUAGGUCUGCUAUUCAGAAAAGCAAGUUGGAGAAGGAAGAAGAGAUGCGAAGGAAGAUGGAAGAACUACGGAUCGAACGGCAGAAGAGAAUUGCCGAGAGAACUGCAGCUUCGGGAUAUGCUUCACCUGUAUCCAAGAAAUCACCUGUAUCCACCAAGAGUGAUCAGAAGAAAAAUGUUUCCAGUGCUCAAGCAAGCAACAGGAUGAAUUCUAUCAAACUCAGAGCAACUUAAGAAAGAAGCCACAGAGACCCUUCAUCUUAUGAAUGGUUAAAGAUAUGAAGAUAUGACACUUAUUGUGGACAUAUUGAUGCAAGCCUGAAAUGCGUGGAGCCAAGGAUAGUCUUACCUGUCAAAUUUGGUUGGAACAUGCACUGCAGAUCAUAUAAUCAAGAAGCUGAUCCAGAUGCCAGAUUGACUACUGUAUACAUUGUCAAUAUUUUUGAGUUACACCUGCAAUUCAUUCCUCUAUUGUUUGUUUUAAUUAGUAAAAUAAAACCCAAUCAACAUAUACUGAUUAGUUCUUCAUAUGUUUUUCUAUUGCGAAUGUCAAGUCAUUGUCUUGGAAAAAUGUUACUUUCGUGUAUAAUAAUUUGUAUACUUGAGACUUUCUAUUGAGAUAUAUGAUUAAUAAUAUAUAUAUAUAUAUUUAAUUCACCAAAA